UUCUCUUUCUCCCUCCUGCCCUGGUCACAAGCUGUCUCCUGUAGAGCUGUGAGGCGAGCCGAUAGUGAAGCUGAAAAGGACUAGGAUGCAGGGAUAGCCCUCUGUGUCCUAUCGGCCCUUACCUGGUCCCCUGGUCGCAGCUCUGCUACCCCCAUGAGAAAUCAAGAAGCCACACCCUGGUGCAGCAUAUUGUCAUUCCAGGGAGAGAUGCCUCUGACCUUCCAGGAUGUGGCUGUGUACUUCUCCAGGGCAGAAGGGCAGCAGCUGGGCCCCCAGGAGCGGGCGCUCUACCGGGAUGUGAUGUUGGAGAACUAUGGGAACGUGGCCUCACUGGGAUUUCCAGUCCCUAAGCCAGAGCUGAUCUCCCAGCUGGAGCAAGAGGAGGAGCUGUGGGUCCUGGAUCUUCUGGGGCCUGAAGAAGCAGAAGUCUUAAGAAGUUGCCAGACAGAUUCUGAGAUUGAGACUGAGAAGGAGCUAUCCAUUUUAAACCAGAAAUGUUCUGAAGAAGUAAAAACACCAGAAUUAGUAUCACAGAAAUUCCCAAGGGCUAAUUCACACACACCUGAAUCCCAGGAAGCUUGUGACCAUAAAGGUCAGGAAGAAGAGAACCAAGGAAGUUCUCCUCAGAGUCUGAAGAGAGCUGCUAGCGAGGACUCUCCAGUGUGUAGGAAAGAACUUCCAGAAAAUGCCCAGAUUCCUGCUUUUGAUAGACACGUGAGUCCAAGCCCAAGUGUUGUUACAAUUCAAAGAAGUAAAACAGGACAGAGAGUCUUUACAUGUGACAUAUGCAAUAAAACAUUUAAAUAUAACUCAGACCUGAGUCGGCAUCGCAGAAGUCACACCGGGGAGAAGCCUUACGAAUGUGGCCCGUGUGGGCGGUCCUUUACCCACAGCUCCAAUCUCAUUCUGCACCAGCGAAUUCACACUGGGAACAAACCAUUCAAGUGUGACGACUGUGGGAAAACUUUUGGGCUCAAUUCCUAUCUCCGUCUGCACCAGAGAAUUCACACUGGAGAAAAGCCUUUUGGGUGUAACGAAUGUGGGAAGGCCUUCAGCAGAAGUUCCAGUCUUAUUCAGCAUCGUAUAAUCCACACUGGAGAGAAACCUUACAAGUGCAGUGACUGUGGGAAGGCCUUCAGCCAGAGUCCCCAGCUGACUCAGCACCAGAGGAUUCACACGGGAGAGAAGCCCCACGGCUGCAGCUGGUGUGGAAAGGCGUUCAGUCGAAAUGCUAGCCUCAUUCAGCACCAGAGGAUUCACACGGGAGAGAAGCCCCACAAGUGCGCUCAGUGUGGGAAAGCCUUCAGCCAGAGCUCCAGCCUCUUCCUUCACCACAGGGUUCACACCGGGGAGAAGCCCUACGUGUGCGGUGAGUGCGGGAGAGCCUUUGGCUUCAAUUCUCAUCUCACUGAGCACGUCCGGAUUCACACGGGGGAGAAGCCCUAUAUCUGCAGCGAGUGCGGCAAAGCUUUCAGCCGCAGUUCCACUCUGAUGCAGCACCGCAGAGUGCAUACCGGGGAGAAGCCCUAUCGGUGCACCGAGUGCGGGAAGGCCUUCAUCCAGAGCUCCCAGCUCACCCUCCACCAGCGUGUUCACACUGGAGAGAAGCCUUAUGAAUGUGGGCUCUGCGGGAAGGCUUUCAGCCGGAGAUCAGCCCUCACUCAGCAUCAGCGGACUCACAUGGGAGAGAGCCCACAGGAGUUUGAGUGUGACCCAGAUUUUGUUUAUGACUCCAGCCAUCUGUCCACGGGAGAGAGACACGGCAGGGCCUUCAGCCACAGUGCAAAACUUGUUCUCCAGUGGACAAUUCAGAGUGAUGAAAAACCCCGGGGAUGCACUGAAUGCGGGAAAGCUCUCAGUGCUUCCUCAGUGGAAUAUCAGAAAAUUCAAGCUGCCGAGAAACCCUAUAAAUGCCAGGAAUGUGGUAAAGCUGGCAGCGGCAUGUCCCAUACUCAACAUCAUGUAACUGGGGUUGGAGAGAAACCACAAUUGAAUGACGGAUCUGAAAGAUACUUAAUUCAUAUCAAAAAGAUUUUUCAAGAAAGACAUUUUUAAUGUGAUGAAUGUGGGAAACAGUUUAGAAAGUUUAUUUUAUAUUAGGUAGGACGGCAUAAUGAAAAUUAAACUCUCAUUAGCAGACUUGCCUCUUAGGAGGCUGGGGCCCUGUGUGCCUACUGUCUCCACCCACCCCACUCCCCACACCCAGGGUCCUGACUGACUCAGCGUAGCGGGCCACCUUAGCAUCAGGUCAAGUUCAGGUUUUUAGCACAGGGCCGAGUUUCAACACUAAAGAGCACUGACGGAAGGUUUCAAGAUACGACAUAUCUCUUCAUUGGUGAUCGAAAACGAGAAACCCAGAGAUCUGGGGAAUUGGGUUUGUCACCUUUGAGAAUAUUAAUGAUGCUAAGGACAAGAUAUGGCAGUAUGUGGACGGUUUGGGGACUGAGGUGGCUCUGCCAGUCUCUAGGUGUAGAGGAGACUGAAGCUUUGGGGGACAGCCACUGUAAGGCACGGAGAGAGGGCUACAGAGUGACAGUUGGUAACCGGAGCUUAGGGCCAGUAUGACAGUGACAGCGAGGACAGCUACAAAGAGUGAAGCUGCUGGAGGCUCUGGUGGCUGCAGUCUAGCGACAGUCAUGUACAGAGAACAGAUCCUGCACUCCCUCUCCCUGCCCGCAGCGUGACUGCUGCUUACACCACACCUCCUCUUUAUCUUUAGUAGGCUUCUUUUUAAAGAGCUGUCCUUGUGUUGUUCUGUUCUGUUUUGUUUAAUGUUUUCCAAGUACCUGAGCCACAGGGACAGGCAGAGCCCUGUGAGUGUGAGGUUUCAGAUCAGACACUUGUGUCCGCCAUCUUUACUGUUGUGUGUGUGACGGGAGGAGUGCUGGCUGUACUGCCUCUUCUCUCCAGAGCCUCCACUUGGGUCUCUGAGAGCAAGCAAGUGGACUCUGAAUCUAUGAUCUUUUUGGAAGUUGCGCAAGCUGUGGUUCCUCCAUCUCCAUAUAAUAUUUCUCAGUGAAGCAUGGCUGGAGACCAGUUAGCAGCAGGGUUGCCUGAGUCCAGCCUGCACACCUCCAUGCUGUGUGCCCAGUGUCAGUGCAGACAGCAGGAGAUUCUAGGUGAUGUUUAUUUAUAUUGUACUUUUUUACUGGAAGGUGUAUGACCAAGCCAUGGUGAUGUAUUUGAUGGCUGAGGAGUUCUGAUACCCAGUUUCCUUUGGAUUUAUGAAGCCAAUUAAAAAAACUGAAAAUCACUAUCAAUCUGUAGGGAUGCGGUGUGACUCAGUACAGAGUGUGCCUAGUUUAUACAAAACCCUUGGUUUGAUCCCAGCACUGUAAAAACUGGGCAUUUUGGCAUACACCUUUAAUUUUAGCAUUCCAGAUAUGGAGGCAGAGGAUAAGUUCAAGGUUAUCCUUAGCUACAUAGCAAACUUGAGACCAGCCGAGGCUACGUGAUACCCUAUCCAAAACAAAACAGAAAAUUAACUAAUUAAAUAAUACCAGCAAGCAAGAUAAAUUGAAGGAUUGCUAGUCAUAUUGAAGUUAAAAGUAAACACGGGGAAUUCAUCCUGGAAAAUAAA
Molecule: messenger RNA, 3580 nt
Organism: Alexandromys fortis (reed vole)
Lineage: Eukaryota; Metazoa; Chordata; Mammalia; Rodentia; Cricetidae
Gene: Znf251
Product: zinc finger protein 251
Exons: 3
Coding region: 154-2055 (633 amino acids)
Biological process (GO): regulation of DNA-templated transcription
Cellular component (GO): nucleus
Source: RefSeq, a predicted model, not a curated record